AUGGACCUUGCUGAUAAUAAUUUCUCAGGUUCAAUCCCUCGUUGCAUUGGUGAUCUCCGGGGUAUGAUGAUAAAAGGAGUUGAAGCACAACCAGCAUUCACUUAUGAUGCAAAUGAAUGGGGAAAAAGGAAUUUCAAGCAAGUCUUGAAAGAAAAUGAAUAUGAUUACACAAAAGAAUACAAGUAUCCAUAUUUGGUAAACAUAGACUUGUCAAGUAACAAUCUCAUGGGAUCAAUUCCUGAUGACUUAACCUCUCUUUCUGGAUUGACUGGCUUGAACUUAUCACGUAAUCACUUGUCAGGAAAUAUCCCAAGUAAUAUACAGAAAAUGAAGUCACUGGAAUCCCUUGAUUUUUCUAACAAUAGCCUUUCUGGUCCUAUCCCAACCGUCAUGUCCUUCAUGGAUAAUCUAGGCUUCUUAAAUUUAUCCUACAAUAAUUUUUUAGGUCUCAUUCCGAUAAAUGAUCAUUUUCUCACCUUUGAUAAUCGAUCUUUUCUUGGCAAUUCACGUCUCUGCGGAGGACCCCUAACGAAUAAAUGUUCGAUUGGUGAUGGGGUUAGGGUACCUACCAGCGUUGACCAUGAAGACAAGAAUGACAAUAAUGAUAAGAAAGAAAAGGAUUGGAGUUUGGAGACACAUUUCCCUUACGUGGAUGGGGUUGUAGAUAAGAUGUAUGUAGCCAUAAUGGUAAGGGUAGCAAGGGACAGGCAGAAAAGACUUGUGGUGGGUGGUGAUUACUUACCAAUUACCAUCCAUAUGAUUCAAUCAUCUAUUUGCAUGAUCAUGGAUGUCUUUCCUUCUAAUGUUAAAUUUGUUUUGCUUUGGUUACUAUGUACAUUCAUGUUCAACUCCGUUACAUGCAGUUUGAAGGUUCAUUGCAACGAGAAAGACGUGCACAUACUCCUACUCUUCAAAGAAGGAGUCACAGAUCCUUCAGGCUUCCUCUCUUCAUGGAUCACUCAACAACAUUGUUGUCAAUGGACAGGAAUUAAGUGUGACAGCAUCACAGGCAGAGUUACCGAGCUCAAUCUCCCUUGUCAUGCAGGAGACAAGGACCACAAAUCACACUGCCUAUCAGGUCAACUCAACCUAUCUCUGCUUGAACUUCAAUUCUUAAGCUACUUGAAUUUGAGCAAUAAUGCCUUCAAGGGUAUCCAACAUAAUCCAAAAUGUGUUAAUAUGUCAAGAGACGCACGUUCUCAUCACUGUACAAACUCGUCCAACCUCCAAGUUCUUGAUUUGUCAUAUAAUCGUGAUAUUCUCAUUGAUAAUCUCCAUUGGAUUUCCCAUCUUUCUUCUUUGCAAUAUCUUAACCUUGAUGGAGUUGAUCUUCACAAGGAAAUUAAUUGGCUUCAAUCCGUCACCAUGCUCCCUUCACUUUUGGAGCUACACAUGGAGAGUUGUCAACUUGAAAAUAUCAAUCCAUCUAUUCAGUAUGCUAAUUUCACUUCACUUCAAGUUCUAGAUCUUGCUGAUAAUAUUUUUUUAUCUUAUGAGUUGCCCACUUGGUUAUUCAAUCUAAGUAGUGACAUUUCUCAUAUUGACCUUAGCCAAAAUCAGAUACAUGGCCAACUGUCUAAUAUGUUGUCAAAUAUUAGAAGCAUUAAAUUCUUGAAUUUGUCUUAUAAUGCUCUCAGUGGACCUAUUCCAAACUGGAUAGGACAACUUGAACAACUACAAGAACUUGAUCUUUCUCACAAUUCAUUUUCUGGCCCAAUUCCCACAAGUUUGGGAAAUCUUUCAUCCUUGGUUGUAUUGAAACUCAACUUAAAUAACCUGAAUGGAAAUCUUCCGGAAAGUUUUGGGCAACUCUGCAACUUGGAGGUCCUUACAGUUGCUGAUAAUUCCUUAACAGGAAUUGUGUCUGAAAGAAAUUUAAGGUCUCUUUCAAAGUUAAAGCACUUGUACUUGAGCUCACCAGCCUUAAUAUAUGAUUUUGAUCCUGAAUGGAUCCCUCCUUUUGACCUUCAAGGUGUGUGGCUAGGAUAUGUGGGUGGCAAACUUCCUUCAUGGCUAUUUACCCAAAGUUCUCUCAGAACUCUAAUCAUUACAGACUCAACUGCUUCAUUUGAACCUCUUGACAAAUUUUGGAACUUUACUACUCAACUUGAAUUUUUGUCUUUAUCUAAUAACUCGAUCGGUGGGAACAUGUCAAAUGUGUUGCUAACCUCCAGAAUUGUUUGGUUGACUUCCAAUAAUCUGGGAGGUGGCGUGCCUCGAUUGUCACCAAAUGUGGUUCUCUUGAAUUUAGAUGGUAACUCUUUGUCUGGAUCCAUUUCUCCUCUUUUAUGCCACAAGAUGACAGAAAAAAGCAAUCUUAAGUCCUUAGACUUGCGUUAUAAUCUUUUAUCCGGAGAACUCACAGAUUGUUGGAAUAACUGGGAAUCAUUGGUUCGUGUUAGUUUGGGGAACAACAACCUAACAGGCAAGAUUCCUCACUCCAUGGGAUCAUUGUCUAACCUUCUUUCAUUGAAUUUGAACCGCAAUAACUUGUAUGGAGACAUACCUUUGUCUCUUAAAAAUUGCAAGAACCUAUUAAUCCUUGAUCUUGGUAACAACAACUUUUCUGGAGCUGUGCCAAGCUGGAUGGGGCAGUCUCUAGAAACUCUUCAACUAAGAUCCAAUCAAUUCAGUGGCAACAUUCCCCCUCAGAUAUGCCAACUUAAUUCUCUAAUGGUGAUGGAUUUUGCAAACAACAGCUUAUCAGGACCAAUACCCCAAUGCUUACAUAACAUCACAGCCAUGCUUUCUGAUUCAACUUCAACUUAUGAGAUAAGAUUUCGCGUUGAAACAACCGAUUCAAUAAUGGAUUUUGUAUUUCCUGUGGGUUUGCUGAUAAAAGGAAGUGAAUUAAUAUAUAAGGACAUGGUCUAUGUUAUUGAUCUUUCAAGUAACAGUUUGUCAGGAACCGUGCCUUCAGAGAUAUUUAUGCUCACUAGAUUACAAUCCUUGAAUUUGUCCCGUAAUCAAUUAGUGGGGACAAUACCAGAAAAGAUUGGCAACAUGAAGCAGUUGGAGUCCAUUGAUCUCUCAAGCAAUCGUUUGUGGGGAGAAAUUCCUCAAUCCAUGUCCGGUUUAUCUUUUCUUGGUGUCUUGAACCUGUCUUUCAACAAUUUUAUGGGCAAAAUCCCAUCAGGGACUCAACUUCAGAGUUUUACAAAUCUUAGCUAUAUGGGUAAUCAUCAACUUUGUGGACCUCCACUUACAAAGAUCUGUCCAGAAGAUGAAGAAUCCAACAACACAAAACCGAUAGUAGAAGAUGAAGAUGAUGAUUAUACAUCUGCAGUUCAUUCAUGGUUCUAUAUGGGUUUGGGAAUUGGAUUUGCAGUGGGGUUUUGGGGAGUUUUGGGAGCCAUUUUCUUCAACAGGAAAUGCAGGCAUGCCUAUUUUAGAUUUCUUCACCGACUAUAUGACAUGCUGAUCCAAAUAUAAGAAAUUGCAACUGCGGUCCUUGAUGUUCAUCCUUGGACUACCUAUCUCACCCACAGGUUUACAAGAGCCACAACGUGGCAUGCAUUAUCGACCACAUAUAUAUCAAUAAUAAUAAACUUGGACCAAUAAUUUCAUGUUUCUAUUUAUCAAGUUACUUUGCCUAUUGCAAAUAGUUAUGUUUCCUCGGUUAGAUCUCUGCUCUGUGGUAAAGUUGUAUCGUUUCUUUACACUAGAC
Cajanus cajan (pigeon pea) is the source of this 3667-nucleotide messenger RNA. NCBI's taxonomy places the organism in Eukaryota, Viridiplantae, Streptophyta, Magnoliopsida, Fabales, Fabaceae. The record is from RefSeq and is a predicted model, not a curated record.